This is a messenger RNA of Ectocarpus sp. CCAP 1310/34, 1730 nucleotides long. The record is from the annotation of a GenBank genome assembly. NCBI's taxonomy places the organism in Eukaryota, Phaeophyceae, Ectocarpales, Ectocarpaceae.
UGGGACUACUGCCUGUAGUCUAGGUACUGAUACGUUCGGUUUCGCAUAUGCAAGUCGGAGAUAGCAGCUACAAUGCAUACCACAAAGGUAAUCGCUAACACAACGUGGAUGUUGCUGCGGCAAGGGAGACAAUACCGUCCGCCAAACCCAAGGCGAACCUGCGGCGUAUUUUUUGCAGGGUCAACAACACCUAGUUGCGCCGCAUCUAGUCGCUGUUACCGGACCGAUGCGUGGGGCGGCUCGCUACAAAGUAGACAUCGGCCGCGUCACUUAUCUGUUGGCGGUGCUUCUAGUACCUUUGGCGCCAGCGCGCCUGGUGAUGGUGUUUCCAGCGGCGACCCGAAACAAGGACGAGAACAGUUCGUUGUAACAGGAUCGCUCCUUGACGCCAGGAGAGCAGGGUCGGACUCGCCGUUGCCUGGCCAGUUUCUGUCCAUCUCUCACGCGUUCGGGCCCGAGGCGGUGGCUGCGUUCGCGGCUCACGCGGGGGACGACAAUCCGAUACACCUCGACGAGCAUUACGCCAGGCAAACGGGGCCCCGGAACUACGACGGCUGCAUUGUGCACGGGCUUAUGGUGGCGGGGCUGUUCUCGACUGCGUUCGGCAGGGCUAUAUCCGGGGCGCUGUACGUCUCGCAGACGCUGAGGUUCGAACGACCGGUGCUAGUCGGCGAGAGAGUUGACGCGCGAGUCGAGGUGGAGCGGGCACGAGUCACGUCCUCGGGCCGGGAGGUCUUGGUGCGGUGUUCCACCGUAGCAUCUCUUGCCGACGGCACGGUCGCCGUGUCGGGUCAGGCGAAGGUUCUGUUGCCCCGCACGUGCGAGGUCCGUUCGUGGUAAGACGAGGCUGAUGAUAUUGAGAAGGCUCCGGGUUGUUGCCUCACGGGAGGGGCCGGCCCCCCCCCACGGGGUCGAGCCUCCUCGCGGCGCAAGCGGGUACACCUACAGAAGAAAGGACAAGGGGCGCACACUUUCAAGGCACGCCAGGGAGUGAGCACGAUAGUGGGGCGGAAUAACGCGUCGGUUUUAGCAUAGGCAGGUGCAAGGUUUCCACCGCCCAUCUCGUUGAGCGUGGCCUCGGCAAGGACCGCCCAAAACCUCGCCCAAAGCAUCAGGAGACGAAAAUGGUUGGUAGAAUAUCGCGUUAAGGGUCUAGCGACAACGACUUCAUUCGGUGUUUCUGGGUCUGGUGUGUAAGUACAUGGUUCAUAUAUCUACGCGUGUGGAUCGUGUUACGUGUGGUUCUGUUGUAAUAAGCUGGUAGAUACCUUCGUGUGAUCACUCGCGACACAGCCGGCCGUGCCGUGCGAUUCGCCCCCCAAGUUGAUGUGUUUUCUGUGCUUCUCUGCCCGACUUCCUGUUGGCUUCUUCAGCCACCUCGUGGACUCUCGUAAGGGGACAUGUGUGUCGGUUGUGCACUGCUGGGCACUUUUGAGUGCAGAGAAAAGUAUGGAAGGAGUUCGUGUGUAGAGCUGUAAGACGAGGCGAUGGCGAGACCCUUCUCGCCAAAUUGUUUGAAGGAGCGUUCGGCAAUAUUCCUCUAGGCUGCAACACACAGACAGCUGAAACUCCGGGAGCGGAGACUACGGCGAGCACAUGUAGCAGAUUUGCGUUCCUUCGGAAAUUGCGCAGUACAUGCAUCGUGAAACGGUAAAGGCGGUAAAUAGUCUAGACUACACGCAUGCAAUGGAUGGAUUAUCAUAUGACAUGAAGUCUUGUUUGUUUUUCCG